Messenger RNA from Penicillium diatomitis, 681 nucleotides. RefSeq lists its product as uncharacterized. NCBI's taxonomy places the organism in Eukaryota, Fungi, Ascomycota, Eurotiomycetes, Eurotiales, Aspergillaceae. The record is from RefSeq and is a predicted model, not a curated record. Bases 1 to 681 code for a protein of 226 amino acids. The transcript has a single exon.
AUGGCACAAUAUAUUGAUCCUUGGCAGCGUAAGACGAUCGCCUAUAUGAUACUCAGCAAGAACAGAUUCACCACGUCACAAAUGGCCAAGGUCGCGAAGUGUAGUGAGCGUUCCGUCACUAAUAUACGCAAGAACAUGCGGUUGUUCGGUGAUGCCAGGUCUCCCCUAGUCCCGGUCGGUCGACAACCAAGCAUCGCCCCUGUCAUGCUGGACGCCCUCUGUGAUCAUCUCACCGAAAAGCCCGGCCUAUAUGUCGAAGUGAUGGCUAUCUUCUUGUGGGAUGAGUUCAACAUAUUACCAUCAUCAUCCAGCAUCAAGCGUGCUCUUUCCCAGGCUGGCUGGACUAAGAAAGCCCAACAGAAAGCAAAAGAAAAGAACCCUCAACUACGAGAUUUCUACCAGCAUAAACUAUCUGAGUUUCGGUCGUGUCAUCUGGUGUUUGUUGAUGAAUCCGGAUGCGAUAAAAGGGUAGGAUAUAGGCGGACUGGCUGGUCACCACUCGGCGUGACACCGGUCCAGGUGUCGAAAUUUCAUCGAGGCCAACGCUACCAGAUACUGCUGGCGUAUACGCAAGAUGGUAUCAUUCUGUCCCGUAUUUUCAAAGGUUCAACUGAUGCUACGUUCUUCGAAUCGUUUAUUGAGCAGCUUCUUCAGCACUGCGGAAGGUGGCUGGAGCCAUAA